GCUGGCAGUGAUGGGGAAAGUAUUGGAAACUGCCCCUUCUCGCAGCGCCUCUUCAUGAUCCUGUGGCUGAAAGGGGUCAUAUUCAACGUCACCACCGUGGAUUUGAAAAGAAAACCUGCAGACCUGCAGAACCUGGCCCCGGGCACCAACCCCCCCUUCAUGACCUUCGACGGCGAAGUGAAAACCGACGUCAACAAGAUCGAGGAAUUCUUGGAAGAGAAGCUGGUGCCACCCCGGUACCCCAAACUUGCCCCCAAGCACCCCGAGUCCAACUCUGCAGGAAAUGACGUGUUUGCCAAGUUCUCUGCGUUUAUAAAGAACCCGAGGAAAGAUGCAAAUGAAAAUUUGGAAAAGUCUCUGCUGAAAGCCCUGAGGAAGCUGGACAACUAUUUAAACAGCCCCCUGCCUGACGAAAUCGAUGCUUACAGCACGGAGGAGAUCACCGUUUCCAGCCGGAAAUUCCUGGAUGGAGAUGAGCUCACUUUAGCCGAUUGCAACCUCCUACCAAAGCUCCACAUAAUCAAGGUCGUGGCGAAAAAAUACCGAAAUUUCGAUUUCCCCCCUGAAAUGACAGGGAUUUCCAGAUACUUGAACAAUGCAUACGCAAGAGAUGAAUUCACAAACACUUGCCCUGCUGAUCAAGAGAUUGAAUAUGCCUAUUUGGAUGUGGCCAAGAGAAUGAAGUAACCAGAAGAUGCCUCUGUUCCUUGCUCCUGAGACGGGAAAGCAAAAGCCAGCAGAUGUUCUGCGGGGUGAUUUUAAGUUGUGCUAUCGGCCAAUCCUUUUAUAAUGAUUGUACUGCAUUGUUUGCUCCUUCUUCAGCUCUCUGUGUGCAUGUUGGUGUGUCUUGCACACACGAGUGUCUCUUGUCCCUUCCAAGGUAAAGGCAUCCACCAGUAUUAAAGAUCUGCUGAAUUUUGGGAAGCAGUGUAGGUCACACAGUGAUAGCAGACCCACAGGCUGAACGGCUGAAUUUGGGGCAGGAACAGCCCUGUUUGUGCCCCACCUUUCACCUGGGGGUGUUGCUGCCCCUGCUCUCUGUCCCACAGUUGUUGCCACACUCCACAGUCAAGGAAAGGUUUCUCUUUGCUCCAGCAGCACCUGGCUAAGCCAGGAGAGAGGCCAACCUGCAGUGGGACCACACCUGGUGUCCCCAGAGUUUGUCCUCCGUGCCAGAGACCUGCAGGGCAGGUCGACCAGGGACAACUCCUUUUCACCUGGCACGGCUCCUUUCCUUUGGCAUGGAAAAUAAACAAAGAAGAAUUCCUGCCUUCUCCUCUCUCGGGGCUGCAUAACCCAUCAAACUUCCCCCCCGGUGCUCCCAAAGACAGGAAUUCUGGCCUGGGGACUAUCUGCCCUUAGAUAUUUGAUGAGGGAGGAGGAGGGAGAGACUUGGUUGUCACUACAGACAGAAGAUGUGGGUGAACAUCCAUCCCCAGAUACUGAUGUGGGGUUCCUUUGUCAUCCUUCCAUGGCUCUUAUUUGGAUUUGGAAAGCAAAGAGGGGCAGAGGGUCUAAGAAAGGAACAAUCCUUCUGUAUUCCCUGACAGGAGGGGGAGCCGGGGGGGGUCGGGCUCUGCUCCCGGGGAACAAGGGACAGGAGGAGA
Pipra filicauda (Wire-tailed manakin) is the source of this 1607-nucleotide messenger RNA. Its product is annotated as chloride intracellular channel protein 6-like. Gene Ontology annotation, cellular component: plasma membrane. The record is from RefSeq and is a predicted model, not a curated record. Lineage: Eukaryota; Metazoa; Chordata; Aves; Passeriformes; Pipridae. The coding region runs from base 55 to 687 and encodes 210 amino acids. The transcript has 5 exons. Gene Ontology annotation, molecular function: D4 dopamine receptor binding; D3 dopamine receptor binding; D2 dopamine receptor binding.